Messenger RNA from Pieris macdunnoughi, 1122 nucleotides. The record is from the annotation of a GenBank genome assembly. NCBI's taxonomy places the organism in Eukaryota, Metazoa, Arthropoda, Insecta, Lepidoptera, Pieridae.
AUGGCACGUACCGCAAUGUUCACUUGGCGAGCUCUUAUGAAAUCAAUGAUGGAACUUAUCAAGGAAUCCAUCUUGUUCAUUAGCUCUUUAUACACGAAAUUUUGCGAGGAAACUACAUUACACGGAUUAAAGCAUACUGUUACGAAGAAUUUUAAUAUUAUAGAAAGAUUACUUUGGUUCAUAUUAAUUUCUAUGGCAUUCACUGGCGCCAUCUAUUGCGCAAUCAGCCAACUAGCGAGGUACAACUCGGAACCAGUUGUGGUCUCACUGCAGCGGGACUACCGAAGCUGGACUUUUACAUUCCCAGCCGUGACGGCUUGCUUCAUGGAGCGAAUGGACCAGGAGAAAAUGAAGGCAGUAAUACAACGAUUCUGGAACGUAACUGAAGAUAACCAAGAAAAAUUCCAAUAUUACCAGGAGUUCAUGGAACUGAUAACCGAUAUAUCAUUCCGCGAGAACUUGCAGAACUUCUGGAAGUACCAGAACGACGCCAGCUUGAAGGGAAUCGAUCUUCUGCAGUUGGCGAUUGAUGUUCAUCCAGAUUUCGCCCUGAAUGUCACUUUAUCUCAUCGCGUUGAGGUACAAUGGAUUCCAGUUAUGACGGAAGAGGGUCUCUGCAUGACAUUUAAUUCGGAGUACGCGCAGUUCCAACAGAUCUCUGAUGUCAGGAGACGCCAUAAGCUGAUGAUGUGCCAUUAUCAUAGCGAAUUCUGCUUCGUUCGGAUCGAUGCUUCGACCCAGGGUGUCAGGUACUUUAUUCAUUCGCCAUACGACAUCGCGACAGCUAUCUCCAACCCGACAGGGGGAAUAUAUCCAGGGGAUGAACUGAACACGGAUUUUAAGAUGGUGGAGAUUGUAGCUGCCGACCGAAUAAAGAGUUUGCGGCCUGAACAAAGGCGAUGCAAGUAUCCGGACGAGUGGCUCGCUGAUUCUAUUAAGGCUUAUAGUUUCGGCUUGUGCCAAAUGCACUGCAGAACAAAGAUGGCGAUAAUGUUCUGUGGCUGUCGACCAUAUUUUCAUACUAAAGGUGGUAAGAAUAUAUGUUUUUAUAAUAUAAAUGUUUGUAGUAGUAAUAAAACGUACCUACAUCAUCUAUGCCCAAUUAGGAUUUUCUUUCUGUGA